This is a messenger RNA of Nicotiana attenuata, 675 nucleotides long. Its product is annotated as immediate early response 3-interacting protein 1-like. Bases 139 to 372 code for a protein of 77 amino acids. Gene Ontology annotation, biological process: endoplasmic reticulum to Golgi vesicle-mediated transport. The transcript has 3 exons. Gene Ontology annotation, cellular component: COPII-coated ER to Golgi transport vesicle; endoplasmic reticulum membrane; Golgi membrane. Lineage: Eukaryota; Viridiplantae; Streptophyta; Magnoliopsida; Solanales; Solanaceae. The record is from RefSeq and is a predicted model, not a curated record.
UCCGUCCAUAGCUUCUUGCUUCCAAUUUCGACCUUUUCAAAUUCUUUGCUUUCUCCGGUACGCCUGCAGGUUCCUCAAUAAAGGCUCUGAAACCCUAGAUCUCCGUCAUCGACCAGAAUUCACAAUUUUUCGAAGGCCAUGGGCUUGUGGACAUUGCUCGAGGGCUGCUUACUUCUUGCAAAUGCACUUGCUAUAUUGAACGAAGAUCGUUUCCUUGCUCCAAGAGGAUGGAGCUUCCAGGAAUAUUCAGGGGUCAGAAGAAAUUCAUUCAAGGGCCAGCUACUUGGUCUUAUUUAUGCAACUCAAUAUCUGAGAGUUCUGCUCAUACUCCUUAACACACUUUGUAUUGUUGUAAAGUUUGUAUCUGGAUGAUGAUUCUUGCGCGAGACACUGAAGUUCAUAGAUGGAAGGGUUUAGAAAGCUUCCUUGAGGAAAAGCACCAACUCUAGUCGCAUUUUGUUAGAUACCCUGAUACAAACGGUUCUUCUUCAAUUAGUUUAGGAAAGUAAAUUAUUUCUUGGUCUUUAUGGACGGCUGUUGUAAAAUAGGUCAUCAGUGCCUACCUCUGCAUGUUCUUAUUCAAGAAUCAUGUUCUUGGAGUCUAAGCUCUCCGUUUUUGCAUUGCUGCAUCUUUUGAUUACAUAUAAGAUACUCUUCUUAGACUUUGCUAAUUGA